UAUUUUUGUCUCCACCCAACAGCCAAGGCUUUGUGGUGCCAUGAUGAAAGAAGUCCUGGAAGCUGUCCUGCUGUUGUUGCUGCUAUUCUCCACGCCACUUGUAAAGGCAAUCCGCUACAGCCCGCCAGGGAAGCCUGCAUUGACCAGAUGCCGUUCUCCCGAGAAAGAGACCUUUACCUGCUGGUGGGAACCUGGCUCUGAUGGGGGACUGCCCACCACCUACGCUCUGUACUAUCGCAAAGAAAACUCUGAGACAGUGCGUGAGUGUCCCGACUACUACACAGCUGGAGAGAACUCCUGCUUCUUUAACAAGAACGACACGUCCAUCUGGGUCAACUACAACAUCACUGUGGUGGCCACUAAUGCACUGGGCAGCACCUUCUCUGACCCUGUGGAUAUAGAUGUGGUCUACAUUGUCAUGCCUAAUCCUCCAGAAAACGUAACAGUGACUGUAAUGGAGGACAAGGGCUGGCCCUUCCUCCGGGUGUCAUGGGAACCACCACAUAAGGCAGACACCCGCUCUGGUUGGAUCACUCUCAUCUACGAGCUCCGCGUCAAGUUAGAGGAGGAAAAUGACUGGGAGAUGCACCUUGCAGGCCAGCAGAAGAUAUUUAACAUUUUCAGCCUGCGGUCAGGGGGUAGAUACCUGGUUCAGGUGCGCUGUAAGCCUGAUCAUGGCUUUUGGAGUGAAUGGAGUUCCACUUCCUACAUCAAAGUUCCUGACUGUAAGACAUCCACCAACAAUUAACUACAGUAUACUACACCUUCCAUCUAUAACAACAAUUUAUUUCAACAUUAAUUAAAGGAAUAGUUCAACAUUUUGGGAAAUACACUUAUCGCAAAACUUCAAUUAAAAGUUUAGUCUCAAUAAGACACCUAUCCCCUUAACUGUCCUAGAGUGGUUACAGAUUUUGACAUGUAAACACAGGUCUCAAUUAAGCCUUAAUUAAAUCAAUUAAGUUCACACGAUACACGAUUUUAAGACCGAUUUGCCAGUCGGUGAGCUCGGGGACCGUCAGGCUGUGAUUGUUGGGUAAAUCAGCGAUCUGUGUCGGCAGUCGUUAUGCAUGAAUUAGCCUACUCAAAGACGCAUCGAAAGGUGUCCCUGACACAUUGCAGACGCCAGCCAGAUAUCUAGCAUGCCAAAUAUCUGGAGGAGUCGGACGACUUUACAUCCACAUCCAGCCAAUGAGA
Micropterus dolomieu (smallmouth bass) is the source of this 1194-nucleotide messenger RNA. RefSeq names its product prolactin receptor-like. The coding region runs from base 41 to 748 and encodes 235 amino acids. Gene Ontology annotation, cellular component: membrane; external side of plasma membrane. The record is from RefSeq and is a predicted model, not a curated record. The transcript is spliced from 5 exons. Gene Ontology annotation, molecular function: cytokine receptor activity; protein binding. NCBI's taxonomy places the organism in Eukaryota, Metazoa, Chordata, Actinopteri, Centrarchiformes, Centrarchidae. Gene Ontology annotation, biological process: cytokine-mediated signaling pathway.